AUGAAGCAUUAUUCGAAAAAGAGUUUGAAGCCUCGUGAAGAUGAAUGUUCAAAUUCUGAUACAAGAGUGUUGAUUGAUUUUAUGAAGAUGUCAAAGAAUGGUGAUAUUACUCGAGAAUCAUCGAACAAUAAGGCAAUCAAUUCAUCUAUUUCAGACUCAAGAGAUGAAGAUGAGAAGAUUGGAAAUGUGAAAGAAGGAAAGACUUUUUGUUGCAACUAUUGUAAGAAAGAGUUUUCUACCUCACAAGCUUUGGGAGGACACCAAAACGCACACAAACAGGAACGAGCUAUGGCAAAACGUGUUGAAGCUUUUGAUGUUAGUGGGUUAGGACAUUUUCCUUAUUCCUCUUAUUAUUCAAGUUUAUAUAACUUUCAUCAUUCCCUUUAUGGAGGGUCCUUUAAUAGGGAACUUAGGGUCAGAAAGGACUCCAUGAUUCAGAAGCUUCCUUGGAUUCCAAGGUAUGAACAUUCAUUGUUUAAAAGGAAUAAUGGAAGAUUGAGUUCGUCAAUAUUUGAUGGGUUUGAACCUAUGAAAAGUGAUUAUCAAAUUCCAAAGAGUGAUGCAACUCCAAACCUGAGAGUAGAGAAUGAUAAUGGUAGAAAUAGUGAUAAAGUUGAAACACUACCUCUUUUUACAGAUGUUGUCAACAAUUCUUUAAGUCAAUCCGAGAUAACAAAACUUGAUGAUCCUUUCAUUCCAAAAAGAUCUUCUUAUGGAUCAUCCUUUAAUAUUGAUUUGACACUCAAGCUUUAA
This is a messenger RNA of Vigna unguiculata (cowpea), 753 nucleotides long. The record is from RefSeq and is a predicted model, not a curated record. NCBI's taxonomy places the organism in Eukaryota, Viridiplantae, Streptophyta, Magnoliopsida, Fabales, Fabaceae.